CUCGCAAUUGCACAGAAUCAAACCCCUUCAAACACACACACACACACACAAUAAAGUUGAUGCAGUGAGAGUACACACACACACAAACACACAUAUUCACACACACACACGUAUUCACGUUCGAUCGAGCCCUAAUUCUCUCGAUCGUUCCACAAAUCACCGUGCAUUAACCUCUUCACGUGUUGUUUCAUUCGAUUUCGUCUUGAAUUCGUCGAAUUCGCUUCGUAAUUUUGUAAAUAGGAGGUUCGAAAACCUAAUUCAUGGAGAUGUACGGACGUAGUACGGGUCGGGUCGGGUCGCAGGGUCCGGAGCAUGUCCAGCAACCGGAGUGGAUUCAACCGGGUCAAGAUACCGGGCUUGAAGAAUCGAUGAGGCGGUUGGGGCUGUGGGGAGUGAGAGGUGGAGAGUUUUAUCCCGAGCGACCGGGAAUGGCGGAUUGUGCGUAUUAUAUGAGAACUGGGACUUGUGGAUAUGGUAGCAAGUGCAGAUAUAAUCACCCUCCGGAUCGCAGUAGCUCCGCUGGAGGGGCUGCAAGAAACGCAGGAGUGGGAGCUUACCCAGAGCGACCGGGAGAACCUCCUUGCCAGUAUUAUUUAAGAACAGGCACUUGUAAGUUUGGUGCAUCUUGUAAGUUUCACCAUCCUAGACACGCGGGUGGAUCUUUGAGUAACGUGCCGCUAAAUAUUUACGGAUAUCCAUUACGACCGGAAGAGAAGGAAUGCUCCUACUAUUUGAAAACGGGGCAGUGCAAAUUUGGUAUAGCUUGUAAAUUCCACCAUCCUCAACCGACUGGCGAAUCAAUGCCGCCAGCAGCAUCUGCACGUCCAUUUUAUUCAACAGUGCAGUCUCCGUCACCUGAACAAUACGCCGCCGGUCCAUCAGCCGCAGGCUAUAGGGUUGCGAGGCCACCAUUAGUACCUGGUUCAUACCCGCCCGGUGCUUAUGGUCCUAUAUUACUUUCACCCGGCAUGGUUCCGUUACCGAAUUGGAGUCCUUACUCGGGACGUGUGAGCCCGGUUCUGUCUCCGGGUGCUCAAACAUCUGUAUAUGGAGUGAAUACGUCGGGGCCGCCUUUUGCAGCACAAUAUCGUCCCUUGACACCAUCUCCUGGCCCGAUAAGCAGUGGUCAAACUGAAAAAGUAUUUCCGGAAAGACCCGGUCAACCUGAAUGUCAAUACUACAUGAAAACUGGUGAUUGUAAGUUUGGGGCCUCAUGUAAGUUUCAUCAUCCGCCAGAUUGGGCUAUAUCGAAGGAUAAUUGUGUGCUCAGCCCCCUUGGUUUUCCUCUGCGUCCGGGGGUGGAGCCGUGUAGUUUCUACAUGCAAAACGGACAUUGCAAGUUCGGGCGCACAUGCAAGUUUGACCAUCCGCUUCCAGGUCCAGUCAGCUACGGACCAUCCGACAUACCAAUCGCACCAUACAUGACCAUGGCUUCUUCGACUUCAUUCUCCGAAAGGUCCCAAAUGGAUCCUCAUUCAAGUAGUUCAGUUGGUUUGAUGUUUCCUCAGGGUCAAACGAGUUCCUCAGGGGAAGUGCAGCUGUCGGGUCAAAGUCAAAGUUCACCGCAAACAAGGUAGUUGAAGAUGUUGAUUUAGAUUCUAAAUCUGACCCGGGGUUCCACGUGCGGCUGCAUUUUUCAGGUGUUAUAUAGUAAGAUAAAUAUAUAUAUUUAUAUAUGAAGUGUGUUGUAUGAAGUAUCGUGUCACGUUUGAAAAGCGCUAUUUAUAUUUAAUAUUUAUAUUUAUAUUUAUGUAUAGCAAAUAUUUAUGCUACUACUGAGGCUGUGUAACUUGAAAUUUAUGACACUGUUGCUUGCAUUCUGUCUGAUCUGGGAAUAAAAGGAUGAGCCACAAGGCUUCUAACCUC
Molecule: messenger RNA, 1866 nt
Organism: Helianthus annuus (common sunflower)
Lineage: Eukaryota; Viridiplantae; Streptophyta; Magnoliopsida; Asterales; Asteraceae
Product: zinc finger CCCH domain-containing protein 32
Exons: 7
Coding region: 261-1577 (438 amino acids)
Molecular function (GO): mRNA binding; metal ion binding
Source: RefSeq, a predicted model, not a curated record